AUGGGGAAGGCUGGCGAAAAGGAUCGCGUGGCAAAAGCUGCAGCAAGGCAUCGGCUGCGCUAUUUACGAGCAGCGUUCAAAGCAGCCCUCUUGUCCUCCACCCACUGCAAACGACCGUCUUCAGCCUGGGUUACCUCUGGGGCCCUAGAGCUCGCAGCUGGGGAAACCUCCUCCCACCGCCAAACUUUGCCGCGGCGUGAGAGCGAGGGCGCGAGCCGGGGUGCCCGGGAACGCGCCGCCCGCCGCCGCCUCCGCCCGGCGCCUGCAGCCCUGGCCUCACCUCAGCCGGCCGAGGUGCAGGCUCCCCGCGCUCAGCCAUACGCGGACGGCGGAGGCUGGUGGUGGUGGCGGCGGCGGCGGCUGCUGCCGCAGACGGUGGUUAAAAAAGGCGGCAGGGAGCGGCGGCGAGUGAUGGGAGCUCCGUGGCUCCCGGGCGCAGGCGGGAUCUGCCGAGCUUUCCGGACACUUGCCAGGAGCUCGGGAGUCUACAGAGCCACCGAGUCCCCGCUCCCUACCGCCGCCUUCCCUCUUCCCCACUUCCCUCCCCCCAGAAAGAGGCGCGGAAAGCCACCUGGAGUAGGGAAGGUGCUGGAAGGAGACGGGCUGCUCCGGACUGCGGCCGCCGAGUCAGGUGCAGCGCCCGGAUUCGAGCGGCGUCGCGACGUCGGCGGGAGGACUCCCACCGUAGCUGUGGGGACUGGAUUCAAAGCCUGGGAAAAGUUCCUGCACUUUGAGAAGAAGGGCCCGCUUGUGGGCGGCUGUCGGGGGGAGACCGAGGGGCUGCGCCCCGCCCCCCCUCCAGGAGGCUGCUCUUGUUUCUUCCACCUCUGCCAUCAGGUGUCUGCUGCGGAGCCGCGGCGUAUCCGGGAGACGCGAGGGGCUGACACACGCACGCACACAGGACUGCAGUUAGCUGCCUCCUGGGGUCUCCUCGGAUUAGCAGAUCCCACCGACCCAACUGCCAUCUCUCCGCCCUCCGGAACACCCCGGGAAGACCUGGGAGGCGGACACCUCCAGCUUGGCCUUUCCACACUCUUUCUGGCCGGCCUGCCAGCCAUUCCCUACUCAGUCUUAGCAGGAGCUCUCAUCCUCAACUUGGCCUCUUGGAUUUCCUUUGCCGUGGUCGUGACUAGUGGAUGUUCCUGCCUGCUGUGGCGUCUUCACUGGAAUUGGAUUUGCAGAGGGGGUCGGUGGAAUCGGAUCACCUCAGUUCCACGCACAACUGGCCCCUGCAUCUUCACGAUCUUCAUCAGCCGUUGCAAGCUUCAGGUCUCUUACCGCCAAGUUGAUAUUUGCCAGACAGACGACGCGCGAUCCGCUCCCCGCUGCUCUGGGGUCUCCCUGUAG
Molecule: messenger RNA, 1347 nt
Organism: Dama dama (fallow deer)
Lineage: Eukaryota; Metazoa; Chordata; Mammalia; Artiodactyla; Cervidae
Exons: 5
Coding region: 1-1347 (448 amino acids)
Source: RefSeq, a predicted model, not a curated record